Molecule: messenger RNA, 974 nt
Organism: Prunus avium (sweet cherry)
Lineage: Eukaryota; Viridiplantae; Streptophyta; Magnoliopsida; Rosales; Rosaceae
Source: RefSeq, a predicted model, not a curated record
AGUAGUACUUUUUUUUAAUUUGUUUAUUCUGUCUUCCAGAGUUUUUUAUAAGGAAAAUCUUUUGCUUUCAUUAACAAAUUUUUGUAAGUCAGUAAACAAUAGAUUAAUAAAAGCAGAGAGAGAGAGAGAGAGAGAGAGAGAGUGAUUCUGCUUGCAGUUGCAGAAAUGUUAGACAAAGAAAAGUUUAUAUAUAAUCCGGGCAUUUGAGAUCAGAUCGGUCAAGCUUGUUGUGCUUCCAUUACUACACAUAUACAGUCACAGAGCUUUCUUUCUGAUAUCCCAACCCAACCCAUGAGAUGAGCUCUAAUCCAUCACCAACAAGACAAGAAUCUUCCUGGACUUAGUUGCAGUGAAAGUGAAGAAGCUUUGAUCUGCUUGCUUCUCCAGUCCAGGUCCUGAGGUCAGAUAAUCCAGAUGGACGAGAUUAACCCACCUCGGUCGUCACGUAAACGCGGGACGUCAUCCGAUCAUCAGGGCGACACAUCCUCAGCUGCAGGACACACAACCCCAAGGAAGAGCCGGUACGCCGUGGAUGACGCGGGGGACCGGAUCGAGUGCUCUGGCAAGUAUUGCAAGUCAUGCAGCGGCGCUUUGAUAGCCGACUGCGUGGCACUCUGCUGCUGCCCCUGCGCUUUGCUGAAUCUUCUCACUCUUGCCUUCGUUAAAGUGCCCUGGAUGGUGGGCAGGAAGUGUUUGGGACUGGGGAAAUCCAAGGGGCAAAAGCGUAAAAGCAAGAGAAAAUGCAGCAGUAUUGAUGAUGAUGAUGAUGAUGAUCACCAUCGUCAGUGUGAGGUGGAGAGAGAAGAAGAGGAAAGAAUGCCAGAAAUUUCAUCAGAGCAAAUGGAGUGUGUGAGUGCCAGGCUGGAGGCAGAGAGGGUUUGGUUAGAAUUGUACCAGAUUGGUCAUCUGGGUUUUGGUAGGGUGUCUUUCAGUGGUAUGCAAUCUCUGGGUAAGGCCAAUUAGGGAAGAUAAUU